Molecule: messenger RNA, 729 nt
Organism: Exophiala bonariae
Lineage: Eukaryota; Fungi; Ascomycota; Eurotiomycetes; Chaetothyriales; Herpotrichiellaceae
Exons: 1
Coding region: 1-729 (242 amino acids)
Source: RefSeq, a predicted model, not a curated record
AUGGGUCUCACGUCAUGGAUCAUGCUCGUCAUCAUAGCUAUCGCUUCUGCAGCAUCUGAAGCACCCUCGACAACCAAGAUGUUGCCUACCAAAACCACUAUUCCGACCAUGUCAACAGUGACUAUACCCCCAACUCUCAUUGCUCGCAAGUACAUCACUUUGUAUACAACGCCAUCGACGGUGCAUGAUUUUCCAGACGUUAUGACAGUAAAACCCUUCCCGAUAGUCAAGAUUGACCACUCGGACCUUAAGAUUAAACCCAAGUGGAGAAAGUUCAACCCAGAUGUUUUUCUCAAACAUACCUGUCCCCGCGAGGCUCUUGUGGCUUUGGCCAAUUGGCGGUUAUUCUGCGACGUCCCUUUGAAGCCCAUCGAGUGCUGGACCAGAGCGCCAACAAUUAACAGGUGCUGCGGCAAAUGGGUCAAGACCAACUCCACCUUCUACGAGAAAUACCCAAGCUGGGGCGGCAUUUACAACAAAGGGACCAAGGAGUGGGAGCCGGACCUGAACAACAAGGACCAUCCCGGAGAACGCGAGAUCAUCAUGCCAUAUCCGGAAGACUACAAUAUGGUCGACGAUAUCUGCAGAAACUGGAAGUUUGACGAUGGCAAACAGUGGAUGCAUUUCACUCAACACUAUGGCGAAUACGGCAUUCACGAGGUGACAGAGUACAAGAGACUGGUAAAGUGGGUGCCGAAAGAUACACCCACCCCUUCCCAGACGGGAUGA